Molecule: messenger RNA, 596 nt
Organism: Kickxella alabastrina
Lineage: Eukaryota; Fungi; Kickxellomycota; Kickxellomycetes; Kickxellales; Kickxellaceae
Product: putative RPL43B-60S large subunit ribosomal protein
Exons: 2
Coding region: 147-425 (92 amino acids)
Biological process (GO): translation
Cellular component (GO): ribosome
Molecular function (GO): structural constituent of ribosome
Source: RefSeq, a predicted model, not a curated record
UUUACACGCUUGCUCAAAUUGUGCAUCAGCCCCAAGCCAUUUUGCGGCUGACAAGAAACAGAAGCAUCCAGCCGUAUCUGCUGAGGAAUUCUCUCUCUUCCCAACUUGCAAUCUAUACCCUAUCAUUUUGUUUUUGGUUAUAUAAAAUGGCAAAGCGCACUAAGAAGGUCGGAAUCACCGGAAAGUACGGUACCCGUUAUGGUGCUUCCCUGCGUAAGCAGGUGAAGAAGAUGGAAAUCACCCAGCACGCCCGUUACACCUGCACCUUCUGCGGUAAGGACAGCGUCAAGCGUACCGCUGUUGGUAUCUGGAACUGCCGCGGCUGCAAGAAGACCAUUGCUGGUGGCGCCUGGGUUGUCUCGACUCCCGGCGCUUUGACCGUCCGCUCUAACAUCCGUCGUCUCCGCGAGGUGCGUGAGCAGUAAAUGGAAAAUAUUGGUUUGGACCAUACUUUUGUAUCCUUUUCCUUUAAUAACACAUUGAUAAACGAAGCUGUACAAGUGUUCAUUGAAUUAUGUAAAGAUAAUUGCAAUUUUUUUGUUGCAAUUAGCAAAGUGUAAAAAUGAUACUACGAUUGACUGAUCUUGGUGGUUGAG